AUGAAAAUAAUAAUAACAAUAAUAAUGAUAAUGAUGAUGAUGAUGAUGAUGAUAAUAAUAAUAAUAAUAAUAAUAAUAAUAAUAAUAAUAAUAAUAAUAAUAAUAAAAAAUAAUAAUAAUAAGAGUAAUACUAACAUAGUCUUAUCUCCUCACACACACACACACACAGGAUGGACAGCCCUACACUUUGCUGCAUUGGGGGGCCACCAGCAGUGCGUGGCAGCCCUCAUGCCCGUCACCCCUCCCACUCCAGCACACCUCCAGGCAUACACCCCGGUGCACGCCGCAAGUUAUAAGGGCCACAUGGAGGUACUGGAGCAGCUGGCAGGUGCUGGCUGGACCCUCACCGCCAGGGACAGUGCUGGCAACACACCCAUGCAUAGUGCUGCGGCUGGGGGUAGCGUGACUUGUAUGCAAUGGCUGGUGCAGCGAGGGGGUGACCCAAGCAUGCAAAAUAAUGCUGGACACACCUCGUUUGACAAGGAGUUGGUCACUGCUGUACGGGAUGGAGACGAGGCACGGGUGAGGUCAGCACUCCACAGGGGUGCCCGGCCCGAGGUCACCGUCCCCACUAAUACUGGGACGCCAGGGAGUCUGCUGAUUCUGGCUGCCAGCAAGGGCCACGACCACCUGCUGCCUCAUUUACUGCAGGCAGGGUUAGGCAUAGAAGAUGGAGGCACCACUGACAUGACACCGCUGAUGGUGGCUGCCCAGCUUGGCCACACCCAGACAGUGAAGGUACUGCUGGACCUUGGCGGUAACCCUCUGGCCACGAAUAGUACAGGACGGACAGCCCUACACUUUGCUGCAAAGGGGGGCCACCAGCAGUGUGUGGCGGCCCUCAUACCCGUCACCCCUCCCACUCCCGCACACACCGAAGCACACACCCCGGUGCACGCCGCCAGUUAUUAUGGCCACGUGGAAGUACUGGAGCAGUUGGCAGGCGCUGGCUGGCCACUCACUGCCAGGAACAGUGAUGGUACCACACCCAUGCACGAUGCUGUGUUGGGUGGAUGCGUAGCAGCUGUGCAGUGGCUGAUGCAGAAAUGUUGUGACCCACACGUGCAAACGAAGGCUGGACACACCCCACUGGAGUUGGCCAUGCAGUGUGGCCACCACGAGAUGGAGACCUGGCUGUCCAAAACUUGCGGCGGUGCUGUGAGGAGCAAGAUUCUGCGUGUGGAUGAAGUGAGGGUGUGGCAGGGUAUGCAUGAAGACGAACACAACAGCCUCUUGUCCCUGCUGGUGGCGGGCAACGAGAUAGCCAUGGACGUAAUCCCCAAGCAUAAUGAUGGUCACUCGCUGAGCCAGGAUGGCUUGACGCCUCUCCACGCCGCGGCGUUGCGCGGGGCUCCCACUGGAGCUGUGGAGGCUUUGCUGCGAAGCGGCGUGAGCCCUCAUGUGACCACCCCUGACAACAUGACGCCCGCUGACCUGGCACGGCAGCAAGGCCAUGACUCAGUGAUUAAGGGACUACAGUGCCACCACUGUGAACGGAGCAAUGCGCCUCGUGAGCACCUGCAUGAAGAGCUGCUCUCAACAGUCAGUCGUCGGGACGACAUGCAGGCGGUGUCCACCCUCCUGUGUAAGGGUGCGCCCAUAGAACUCCUGGGUGGCCAUUCCAUCCUCAGAUUGGCUGUCACCACUGACCGUAUACACACCGUCAGCCUGCUGCUGGCUAGCGGUGCACUGCUGCCUGCCAGCCUGCUGCAGGAGGCUUGGCAGAGCCCCGACGUGACUCACAGGGUGCUGGCCAGCCUCACCACCGCCUACUGCUGCCGGCUGCGUGCAGAGCAGCGUCGCCUGAAAAAGGUUAGCAGCACCCUUGUCAAGGGCAUCGACAAUCUGGUGAAAACCAUUGAGGGAAAUACUCCCUGGCAGGCAGCCUGGCGAUGGGGAAAGGAGACUGACCGGCCAGCACUGAGCGUCCUCCUGGCAAAGGCCGUGGCUGCCAACUGCCCCGUGACUGCCACCUUCCUGCAUAGGGCAGGAGCGUGGACAGUCUUUAAUGGAGCCUCUGGUGGCAGUGCCCUCCACACUGCCCUGGACGUUGGCCACAAAGGCAUGGCCGAGCUGCUGAUCAGGGACCUUGGGGGCUGCCCAUAUGUGCCAGACACACAUGGUCGCCUUCCAUUACACAUGAUGCCUGACGAGGAGCAACAGAAGCUGGAGCAGAUGCUCUUUACGGAGGAGCGUAGAAAACUGGAGAAUAUGGAGCUUCAUUUGAAGGCAGAUCAUGAGAAGACCGCAGCACGGAUAGCACUUUGUAUACAGGAGGAUCUUUUUGAGAGCUACAAGAAGGGCAUGGGUAAGAAUGUCUCCUCACCUGAUGGCCGCACCGCCCUGCUGCUGGCUUCACGCAAAGGUCUUCUGCAGCUGACUUACCUUAUACUGCAAGAGGGUCACUUCCCCGUGGACGAGGUGCUGGAUGACACCUGCGGUAUCACCGCCCUUCACCAGGCGGCCUCACAUGGCCAGGAUGGCUGCGUGGCACUGCUGCUGAGCAACGGCGCCAACAGACAGCAGGAGGACAAUUAUAGCCAGACGCCCUGCCACCUGGCUGCCAUGUUUGGCCACAAAAGUACUUUUGAACUCCUGGCACACCAAGAGACACAGGACCCUCCUUGCCGCGCAGGCACCACGGCCACACAAGUGAGAGAAAAUUUUAAAGUGUUUCACAGUAUGUAUUAUAAAUAUAAGCGUAACCUAUUAGAUACAGUCGACCGUCAUAGCCCAGAAAGCAUCAUAAGAAAUCUUGUGAAAUCCUUAGGCCUGCAAAAGCUGCAGAAGGAGGCUCAGCAGGUGGCUGUGGAUCUGUCAAAGGGCGAGGCCCUUGAGUUAAAGGAGGCGGUCAUGGCAGAAAUAAGCAUCAUCAUGAAUAAGGUGUCAUCCGCUGACCCCACCUACUGUGGUGACCUGAGGCUGGCAGGCAGUUCUCGGGAUGGCUCUAAGCUUUACGCCCCUGAUGAAUUUGACAUAAACCUCGUGAUUCACAAGGAUGACAUAGGAAUAACUGUUAGUAAGAGAGGGAAGGAGGAAGCCCCUCUGAAGGGCAGGUUACAGAUUUCUGUAAAGACUGACAAUCCCCACCUUGAGGGUAAUAGAUUUAUGGCCAGUUUGUACAAGGAGGUGCACCGGUGCCUCGUUAGCCAUACCCUGCAGGACAAAAGACUGAGCCUGGUGCCGCCAGGCCUGACCAGCACGCAAGUGGGUGUGGGACUCUCUCUGGCCUGGCAGGGGCAAGAGUAUCCACUGCUGUUGGUCGGCGUGGACCUAGUGCCAGUGCUUGAGGUGCCAUGGCUAGAACAAGUUUCCAGACCCUUCCUCACUCCUAAAGACACCACCACCAUGCAGCUCAGUAAUGCUGCAGAUGGAACAUGGCGCUGCAGCUUUGCCUUGACAGAAGCUAAGGUGCUGGGGACGUUGACACCAGCAGAGCGCCAGGUACAGCUGAUGGGAAAAGUACUUCUUUCCCGCCUCAAGCCCAAGUGCUGGAUGCCGCGGCACAAAAAGAGCUUUUUCAAAUGGUUUGCCACACGUGAGUGGAACAUCGCGGUGCCAAGUGGGUUCUGCUUCAAGAACGCCCUCCUGCGGUGGCUGGAGCAUAGGCGGUGGAGUAAGGUAGAGCUUGGGGCUGGACAGGAGCAGAACCACACCAAGGAGUUGGAGGUUGGACAGGAGGGGGACCAUGCCAAGGAGUUGGGGGCUGGACAGGAGGGGGACCAUGCCAAGGAGUUGGGGGCUGGACAGGAGGGGGACCAUGCCAAGGAGUUGGGAGCUGGACAGGAAGGGGACCAUGCCAAGGAGUUGGGGGCUGGACAGGAGGGGGACUAUGCCAAGGAGUUGGGAGCUGGACAGGAGGGGGACCAUGCUAAGGAGUUGGGGGCUGGACAGAAGGGGGACCAUGCCAAGGAGUUGGGGGCUGGACAGAAGGGGAAUCAUGCCAAGAAGUUGGGGACUGGACAGAAGGUGGACCAUGCCAAGAAGUUGGGGGCUGGGCAAGAGGAGGACCAUACAAAGGAGUUAGGUGUUGGACAGAAGAGGAAUCAAAGCAGGGAGUUGGGGUUGGGGAGGGAGGGGGACCCUGCCAGAUGGCUGGUGGAGGUAUUCAGAUUGAUGUGUGCGAACCCAGAGGAGUCACGAGAGCACCUGGCAGUUCAAAACAGCUCCGCCUACUUUGGAGGAGACUGUGAGGGGCGGAAGCCUGGGGACGGGGCGCCCGUCAUCGUACAGUGUCUGGAGGAGGGUUUGGAAAAGUUGUGCUCUGGUUCAGCCUCAGCCAAAACAACCAGGCCGUGGCGACGAAAGUAUUAG
Molecule: messenger RNA, 4314 nt
Organism: Scylla paramamosain (green mud crab)
Lineage: Eukaryota; Metazoa; Arthropoda; Malacostraca; Decapoda; Portunidae
Product: serine/threonine-protein phosphatase 6 regulatory ankyrin repeat subunit B-like
Exons: 7
Coding region: 1-4314 (1437 amino acids)
Molecular function (GO): protein binding
Source: RefSeq, a predicted model, not a curated record